Vigna umbellata (rice bean) is the source of this 1390-nucleotide messenger RNA. RefSeq lists its product as uncharacterized. Gene Ontology annotation, biological process: protein phosphorylation. NCBI's taxonomy places the organism in Eukaryota, Viridiplantae, Streptophyta, Magnoliopsida, Fabales, Fabaceae. Gene Ontology annotation, molecular function: protein serine/threonine kinase activity; phosphatidic acid binding. The record is from RefSeq and is a predicted model, not a curated record.
UUCCUUGCAUAAUUGCAUGUGGACAUUUCUGCAUAGAUAAGGAUUCUGCGGUUGGUGAGAGAGUUAUGGUGCACUUGAAAUACUUUUCUUUUUGUACUGUUCAACCGAAAUACUUUAAAGGAAAAAGCUUUCUUUUUCAGCACCGUUCAGAUAACAGGAGAUAGCAGACUUUCACGUGUCCAUUCUGUUUCACAAGAAACUUGAUCCUGAAUUGCUGUCAUAAGUUACUUUGAAGCGUACCCUCUUUUCGAAGGUUCCAUCUUCAAUUUCUGAUGAAGCAUGGCCUUCUACGGCGGCUCUUCCAAUUCUGCUUCUGAUUAUGGUGAGUACAAUUUCAACUCUUAUUCUCUCAAUUAUGAUUAUGCUCAAAUUUCAUCCCCUGCGGCUUAUGAGGGCUAUGAGUACAAUCAACCAUAUUAUGGAUAUGAUCCAAGUUUAUAUUAUGCUCCUAAUUACCCUGCUGAGGCUUACCAAACCAUAUCAUACUCAACCACAACUUAUAGUGAUCCAAAAUCAGUUAUGUACGAUCCAAAUUAUGGUAUGACCCAUCUUGUGAUUUCUUACUCUAAUGUGGAAUUCAAUGUGCCCGAAUUUGAGGAGUAUGACUCAACACCUUAUGGUGGUGGGUAUGACAUUGAUCAGACCUAUGGUAAAGCUCUACCACCUUCAGAUAAAAUUUGCUAUCCUCGUUCUGGCUCAAGUUCAAUUAGUGAUCCCAUUCCCGUGGCCAUAGUGCCAUUGCCUACUAUAAAAGAGGGAACUGAUGAGAAAGCAGUUAUACCACCCCAGAAUGGAACUGCAGUCCAAAUUGCUGAAGAAAAACCUCAGUCACAAGAUAGUGGCAGAGACCAGCCAAGGAAAGUUGAAGACAGUGAGAGUGAGGGAAGUGACGAUGAAGAUGAUUACGAUGUUGAGUCCGGUGUUGGAAGUGGGUUUGGUGAAGGGCACGGUGGAGGACAGGGUUAUGAGAAUGAGAAGCAAGUGGGUCCUCAAUAUCCUAGUGGAUAUGGGUUGGAAGCUGUGGACAUUUGUGAAAGCUUAUUUGGGUAUUGGCCUUGUUUGGAACGUAUGAAGAAGAGAGAAUGUUAUGGCAAUGAAGUUGCUUGCAGAGGUAACCACUGUCAGGAGAACAUGUGGCAAGGUACUGCAGAUUAUCUAUUUGGCAGUCCAUAUCCUUAUGGCGGGAGUGCGGAAGAUGGAAGUGGCUAUGGAGGAGGAGAACCUGUGUAUGCCUAUCAAAGGUACUAUCCAAUGCAAGCACAGUACAAACAGAUUGAUCAUAAUGCCCAGUUUUGGUGACACACCAAAACAAUUUAUUCUGUGAUGUAAUAUGAAAGUUGAAGGUGUAAAGCUUCUUUCUGUGGAAAUAAAUGUGAAAUUUGGAUGUGAA